AAAUAUGGAAAUUAGAAUUGGCACAAAAGGAUAUUUUUGCUCCUUUGUUGCUGAGUUAUUAUGAUUUGCCCCCUCCAGUAAAGCUGUGCUUCGUGUGUUGCGUUCUUUUUCCCAAAGAUCACCACAUUUUUCUUCACAUACUAAUUGCACAAUGGAUGGCGAUGGGUUAUUUAGGGUCGGAUGGUAAUGCAGAUUUGGAGUCAAAAGGGGAAGAGUACUUUCGCAUCUUAGUAGACCGCUCUUUCUUUCAAGAUCUUGAAAUGCAUAAUGGAAAGAUUUAUUAUUGUAAGAUGCAUGACAUAGUACAUGAUUUUGCUCAGUAUUUGGCGGAGAAUGAGUUUACGAUCAAAGAGAUCAACUCAGACCAUUUGACUAUAGAUGGGUCAAAGAAUCGUCACUUGACAGUGAUGAUUGAUAAAGGGAUCCCUUUUCCUACAUCUAUUUCUGGUGCAGAAAAAUUGCGAGCCCUUAUAACUUUCACUGGAGAGGGUGCACUGACUUAUGAGGCCUUGCGUGGCUUGUUUAAUCAUUGCAGACGCUUAAGGGUAUUGAGUUUUGGUUGGCCUGAUAGAACUGAUAAUUUAUGCAAAGAACUUCCCGAAGGAAUAGGGAAAUUGAUACACUUGAGAUUCCUUCACUUGGGUUCUAAUCAAAAAUUAGAAAGGCUGCCUGAAGCACUCUGCAACGUACUUAAUUUGGAGUUUUUGGAUUUGUGGUGCUGCGAAAAUCUCAAGCAGUUGCCAGAUUCAAUAGGAAAAUUAAUCAACUUGAGGUAUCUUUGUACUGUUGGUUGCUCUGCUCUCACUCAAUACCCAAAAGGCGUUCAGAAAUUGGCUUCUCUUAGACAUCUAACUGGGCUCAUUGCCAGAGCUGAUCGUAAUGAUGCUAAAGAAUUUUGCCUUGCCGAUCUUGGAAACUUGAAGCACCUCCAUCUACUGUAUUUGAAAGUAGUAGGGAAUUCAAUCGAUAUGGAGCAGGCUAGAAAAGCUCAACUUCAGGACACCCAGUGGUUGUGUAUAUUUUUGGCUGGCAGUAUUCAGAGAGCAGACAUAAUUGAAGCCUUGGACCCACAUCGAAACAUACCACAUUUAGGGUUCUCCGGCCACUACGGGUUCGAUUAGCGCCCAGCAUCCUAAUGAAUACAAAAGGUAAUCCAUUUAUCCCAUAAAAAUGUUAUUUUUUC
This is a messenger RNA of Rubroshorea leprosula, 1183 nucleotides long. The record is from the annotation of a GenBank genome assembly. Lineage: Eukaryota; Viridiplantae; Streptophyta; Magnoliopsida; Malvales; Dipterocarpaceae.